AUGAUGCCCCGCUAUUGCGCAGCGAUUUGUUGUAAGAACCGCCGGUGACGAAACAAUAAAGACCGGAAGCUGAGUUUUUAUCCAUUUCCUCUACAUGACAAAGAAAGACUGGAAAAGUGGUUAAAGAAUAUGAAGCGAGAUUCAUGGGUUCCAGGAAAGGACCUUUCUAAAAAAAAAUCCCAGAAGAAAAACUUGGAAGAUGAGAAAGAAGUGUGCCCAAAAGCCAAGUCAGAAGAAUCAUUUGUAUUAAAUGAGACAAAGAAAAAUAUAGUUAACACAAAUGUGCCCCCUCAACAUCCAGAAUUACUUCAUUCAUCUUCCUUGGUAAAGCCACCAGCUCCUAAAACAGGAAGUAUACAAAAUAACAUGUUAACUCUUAAUCUAGUAAAACAACAUACUGGGAAACCAGAAUCUACCUUGGAAACAUCAGUUUACCAAGAUACAGGAAUAGGUGGUUUUCACACAUGUUUUGAGGAUCUGAAUUCUACAACCAUUACUUUGACAACUUCAAAUUCAGAAAGUAUUCAUCAAUCUUUGGAAACCCAAGACGUUCUUGAAGUAACUACCAAUCAUCUUGCUAAUCCAAACUUCACAAGUAAUUCCAUGGAAAUAAAGUCAGCACAGGAAAAUCCGUUCUUAUUCAGCACAAUUAAUCAAACAGUUGAAGAAUUAAAUACAAGUAAAGAUUCUGUUAUUGCCAUUUUUGUACCUGCAGAAAAUUCUAAACCUUCAGUUAAUUCUUUUAUAUCUACCCAAAAAGAAACUAUGGAAAUGGAAGACAUAGACAUCGAAGACUCCUUGUAUAAGGAUGUAGACUAUGGGACAGAAGUUUUACAAAUCGAACAUUCUUACUGCAGACAAGAUAUAAAUAAGGAACAUCUUUGGCAGAAAGUCUCUAAGCUACAUUCAAAGAUAACUCUUCUAGAGUUAAAAGAGCAACAAACUCUAGGUAGACUGAAGUCUUUGGAAGCUCUUGUAAGGCAGUUAAAGCAGGAAAACUGGCUAUCUGAAGAAAAUGUCAAGAUUAUAGAAAACCAUUUUACAACAUAUGAAGUCACCAUGAUAUAG
Molecule: messenger RNA, 1068 nt
Organism: Piliocolobus tephrosceles (Ugandan red Colobus)
Lineage: Eukaryota; Metazoa; Chordata; Mammalia; Primates; Cercopithecidae
Product: THAP domain-containing protein 5-like
Cellular component (GO): nucleus
Source: RefSeq, a predicted model, not a curated record